UAUAGGAGAUAACCUGAUCAGGCUCUGUGUCCCCCAUUACUGGGAUUUUUCCUAGUGUUACUCUAGUGGGUUCCAUGUAUUUUCCAUUGCACUGUUUCAACCUGCCCCUGAAAUGCCUGUUAAUUCCAGUUAUUUCUCCCAGCACCAUGCCAAUCUCUAUACUUCUUAAAAAGCUUUCUGCACAAGAUCUCCUAAUCUCAUCUUCCCUAUCUUCUUUAUCGCUGAUCCCCUGGAAUUUCCUUCUCAGAACCCUGUCAAGAAAUAACACUUGCUAGCUCAGGGCAGAGAUAGAUGUUCCUUAGCUGAUUUGGAAGAUGGAGUUAGAUAGGUCUUCCUUUGCAAAGAAGUUAACAUGAUACAUUCUGAUUUUCAUAGCUUCUCUCUAGGGCCUUCUCCUUCCAUUCUUUAAUUUCCUCUUUAUUUGUUAGAAUUUGUUACUGUUUUCUCAAAUUCAUAACUGUAUAAACAUUGAUACAAUUUCAACCCCAACUUUUGGAGUAUAAUGCCUCACUCUAUAUCUUUAACUAACUGUUUAACUGUUAAAGAACUAUAUUAUUUCUUCAUAUUCCUGUCAGACUAACAUUAUAAUGUCUACCAGCAUGUCAUUGUAGUAACUGCAUGGAGAUGGCUCUGCAUUUUGAUAAACACUUGUUAUCUGAUGACACUGUGUGGAAUAUGGCUAACUUUUUCUAGCUGGGUGACCCAAAGUUACUUAUAAACUUCUUAUUUCAUGACUUCCAAUAAAACAUCAGAGACCCAUAGAAUGAAAACUGUUUCUCUCUUUUUAAGUUAUGGAAAUAUGAACAUCAAUGGCAGUAUUUUUUAAAUAAAACAAUGCUAGAAAAGAUUUUUGACAGAUUCAAAUUUUAAGAAUGUCCUACUAUUAUUUUUAUUUAUCUUAGCCUGUCUUUUGACAUAUAUUUAUCAUUUCCAUCCUUCUUGCUUACAAGAUUCUCUUUCUUUUGUAAUAUUGUUUAACUUCCAUUUUUGUGUUUUAGUAACUUGAUUGCAAGAGUGAAUUAAGUGUAUGUUGACAUUAAUAUACUAAUUAUUUUUUCAGAAAAAUAUAUCCAGAAAAGUAUCUAAUAAAUAUUAAUUUAGAAUAAAAGCAUUUGAAGGACUCUGAAGAUUAUAAAGCAUUAUAAAACUAUGAAAAUGAUGAGUCUAAAUUUACAUCCUUUUUUUACUCCUACGUUUGAUAACCCAAAAUAGAUUUGACCAUGGUAUUGUAUCUUGAUUGUUUGGGUAACCUGCCAUAAAACAGACAUUUGUCCUGAUAAGACAAGGAUACAGUUUAAGCUACAAUAAAUUAAUACACAUAUUAGUGUUUUCUUACUGGUUGUACUGAUGUGGUUAAAUUUAUUUACCUCAGGUAAAAACAACAUGAUUCCUGAGAACCUGCCAAUGGGGAUUUUGUUCUUUUCUCAAACAGCUAUGGGGAUCCUUGGCAAUUGGUCAAUUCUUCUUCAUUAUGGAAUAUCUAUAAACACUGGAAAAAGUUUGAUGUCCAAAGACCAGAUUUUAAAGCAUCUGACUUUAGCCAAUGCCUUGGUUAUUAUCUCAAGAGUAAUACCUCACAUAAUGGUACAGCUGGGGUUGCAGUAUCUCCUGAAUGACCUCUUAUGUAAACUUACUCUCUACAGUAAUCGAGUGUCCCGGGGUGUUUCACUGCACUGCACCUGCCUCUUGAGUUGUUUCCAAGCAAUCACAAUCAAUUUGAGCCACUCCAGGUGGGCGAAGCUUGCACACUCAUUUUCCAAGUACACAGUUCAGUUCUGCUCUCUAAGCUGGCUUGUGCAUCUUCUUUUAAACAUUAGGGCAGCUAUACAUGUGAUAGGACCAAAUACUAACAAAAAUUUCACCAGAAAAAUCAAGUUGGGGUAUUGUUCCGCAUUCCCUCUUGGCAAUACUAUAACUGUACUACAUCUAUUCUUGCUUUGUUUCACUGAUGGUCUAUAUUUGAGUCUCAUGGUAUGGGCCAGUGUCUCCAUGGUGAGCAUUCUUUAUAGGCACAGGAGUCAGGUACAGUAUAUCCACAGUCCCCAGCAUUCCCUGAGAAUGUCCCCUGAAGGCAAAGCCACAAAAACCAUCUUGAUCCUUGUGUGCACCUUUGUCUUCUCCUACUCAAUGUCCUUCAUACUAGUAAUCUAUACUGUGGUUUUUAACAAUCCAAGGCUGUGGCUAAUAAACAUAUUUACCUUUUUAGACACGUGCUUUCCUACAUUUUGUCCCUUUAUCCUUAUAAGUAAUAAGCAAUCUACUCCCAAGAAUCAUUUUUCCUGCUGUAGCAGAACAUAA
Messenger RNA from Rattus norvegicus (Norway rat), 2298 nucleotides. Lineage: Eukaryota; Metazoa; Chordata; Mammalia; Rodentia; Muridae. The record is from RefSeq and is a predicted model, not a curated record.